CGCGCGACUCCCAGCGCAGACCAUGGCGGCGCAGAGUGGUGUCCGUUGUUUGACCCGGGCGCUGCUCGCCGCCCCGAACUCUGGGGCAUGGAGAGGUCUGGGUACCUCGACCGGAGCGCGUGCCGCCUCGCGCAGCCAGGCAGAGGACAUGAGGGUGGAGGGUGCCUUUCCUGUGACCAUGCUGCCGGGUGACGGUGUGGGGCCUGAGCUGAUGCAUGCUGUCAAGGAGGUGUUCAAGGCUGCCGCUGUCCCUGUGGAGUUCAAGGAGCACCACCUGAGCGAGGUGCAGAAUAUGGCAUCUGAGGAGAAGCUGGAGCAGGUGCUGAGUUCCAUGAAAGAAAACAAGGUGGCCAUCAUUGGAAAGAUCCACACCCCAAUGGAGUAUAAGGGGGAACUAGCUUCCUACGAUAUGCGGCUGAGGCGUAAGCUGGACUUAUUUGCGAACGUAGUCCAUGUGAAGUCACUUCCUGGGUACAUGACUCGGCACAACAAUCUGGACCUGGUGAUCAUUCGAGAGCAGACUGAAGGGGAGUACAGCUCUCUGGAACAUGAGAGUGUGAGGGGUGUGAUUGAGUGCUUGAAGAUUGUCACUCGAGCCAAGUCUCAGCGGAUUGCAAAGUUCGCCUUUGACUACGCCACCAAGAAGGGGCGGAGCAAGGUUACUGCUGUCCACAAGGCCAACAUCAUGAAACUUGGGGAUGGAUUGUUCCUGCAGUGCUGUGAGGAGAUUGCUGAGCUAUACCCCAAAAUCAAGUUUGAGACAAUGAUCAUAGACAACUGCUGCAUGCAGCUGGUGCAGAAUCCUUACCAGUUUGAUGUACUUGUGAUGCCCAAUCUCUAUGGGAAUAUUAUUGAUAAUCUGGCUGCUGGCCUGGUUGGGGGAGCUGGUGUGGUCCCCGGUGAGAGCUACAGUGCAGAGUACGCAGUCUUUGAGAUGGGUGCCCGGCACCCAUUUGCCCAGGCAGUUGGCAGAAAUAUAGCAAACCCCACGGCCAUGCUGCUGUCAGCUUCCAACAUGCUCCGGCAUCUCAAUCUUGAGUAUCACUCCAACAUGAUUGCAGAUGCAGUGAAGAAGGUGAUCAAAGUUGGCAAGAUCCCAUCUGCUAUUCCGUCUUUCCUGCUCCUUCUACUGCCCUUUUCAUGGGCGUCUGAAUUCAGAACGUGCAGCUCUCUGGGAUAGAGCAGCUGAGGGAGAUAGGCAGGAUGCUUCACCUUCACACCUCGGGGGCCCAUCCUCAUCUUCCUUCCCCUGCUGUCUCCGGUCUGCAUUUUCCCAUCUCACUUCAUGCUCAGCCUCCCAUCCUGUGCUGGCAGCAGUGCAGCUUUAAUAGUGGUUCAGGAGAGAGAUGGGCAGGUUCAUGUGCUCCCAAACCUGGCCACCUCCUUCUUCCCGUCACUGCUGCAUUGCAUCUUCUGUUACCCCUUGGAUUCCGUUUCUUUGAUCCCACUGCCCUA
Molecule: messenger RNA, 1455 nt
Organism: Cynocephalus volans (Philippine flying lemur)
Lineage: Eukaryota; Metazoa; Chordata; Mammalia; Dermoptera; Cynocephalidae
Gene: IDH3B
Product: isocitrate dehydrogenase (NAD(+)) 3 non-catalytic subunit beta
Exons: 12
Coding region: 23-1180 (385 amino acids)
Biological process (GO): tricarboxylic acid cycle; isocitrate metabolic process
Cellular component (GO): mitochondrion
Molecular function (GO): NAD binding; magnesium ion binding; oxidoreductase activity, acting on the CH-OH group of donors, NAD or NADP as acceptor
Source: RefSeq, a predicted model, not a curated record